Molecule: messenger RNA, 4443 nt
Organism: Mercenaria mercenaria
Lineage: Eukaryota; Metazoa; Mollusca; Bivalvia; Venerida; Veneridae
Product: melanocyte-stimulating hormone receptor-like
Exons: 2
Coding region: 189-1283 (364 amino acids)
Biological process (GO): G protein-coupled receptor signaling pathway
Cellular component (GO): plasma membrane
Molecular function (GO): G protein-coupled receptor activity
Source: RefSeq, a predicted model, not a curated record
UUGAACAUAGAUAUCUUUGAAGUGUGUACAAUAAGAACUGAAGACGUAACUGACCCCAAUCUACAAGAGCAAAAUCUGCUGCAAAGUUUGCUCCUAGAAAUAGUGCAGAUUGCUACGAAUAUUUUUUUCACUCUAGUGCCUAACGGAGAUAAGAUUUGCUAGUUUGAGCCUUGGACUGUAUUUCAGAAAUGUUUCGUUCGGAUAACACAACACUGGAAGGCGCUGCUGAUUUUGUGGAACUCAUUGGAAAUUACACAGAGGAUCGAAGUUUUUCUCUUGAUAAUGUAACCACCGAUCCAGGAUACCCUUGGGAUUACAAGUACUUCUAUUUCUUCGACUACGAGGCGUGGUACAAUCAAUUUCGUUUCAAAUUGGAAUUAUUUCUAUGGACAAAGCUGACCCUUGUUCUAGCUAUUGUGUGUAUUCUUGGCAAUGUUCUUAUCAUAAUUGUUCUCACGCAGAAAACUAGCAGAAUUUUUUCAACGUCAAUUUUUAUAUGUUCCCUUGCGUUUUCCGACAUGUUCAUUAGUAUAUAUUUGUUAGAAGGGUUUUUGAUUUCGAACGGUUAUAUAGUAAAGGCAUACCAUGAGGUCGACUGCCUCUUCCGGCUCUUCUUGCCUAGGGCAGGAUCAAGGGCGUCAAGCAUGAUGUUGGCCGUUAUUUCUAUCGAGAGAGCCGUGAGUGUUAAAAUUCCGCAUAAAGUCAAACUGAUAUUUACCGUAAAAGCCGCGCGACUGAUCGUCACCGCUGUAUGGUUUAUUGCCAUCUCAACAACGGGCUUAACUACGUAUGUGUACACCUACGUUAUUUUUAGGGAUACGCCACAAUGUCUAAUUGAUCAAACAAACAAAAGAAUAGCGUAUAGGGUAAACUUUUUUAUCGGCAAAACACUCCUUAUUGGUGCGUGGAUCGUAAAUUUGGUUUGUAUGAUUUAUAUAAUUAAGGCACUAACAAAAAAUGUCGUUGGAAAGGACAAAUCAAACAAAAAACGAAUAAAAUCCGUCACCAAAACCUUACUUAUUGUAAACAUCGUUUAUUUCCUGUGCGUGACGCCUGACUUGUGUUACAAUACCUACAUUUUCGUGCUUAGAAAUGUAAUCUACGUCAGAUGGUCUUUUAUUGAAUACAGCAACCAUUUUAAUGCCAACAAUAUAAUGAUACUUAUCGGUUAUUGCAACAAUGUUUCGAACUUCUUCAUUUAUUUUCUGAGUGGCUCAAAAUUUCGGAGUGAAACUAAAGAUUACUUUCUGUCGUGCCUGAGAAAAACAAAAACACAGAACUGAUCGAUAAAAAAAUCCUAGAUUUGAGACUCGACAUGACAAAAUACACGUUUUAUAUCAUGCAUGAAACGGUUGCCGUUUUUUUCCCUCCGGCCGUAGAACGAUAUUGAUUUCAUCUUUAACAUUUUGUAAAUGCCUGAGGUGAAGGUCAUUUGACAGCUUUAUAAAACUGUACAUUUUGAUUGGUUGGUGGAAAAUUCCACAGGUUUUCGAAUGGCAUAAAUCAUAUUUUCUUAAGAGGUGUGCAGGUGCUCUGAGCUUUAUUCUUAAGACAGUAUAAUCUAUUGCAAGACUCCUCAGGAAAAGCAUGCGUCAUAAACUGAAUCCCCUCGGUAAUGAAACGGUUCUGCCAUUCUGAUAUGGAGUAAUCUCCCGCAGACGAUUUACAGUGAACUCGUCCCCAUUUUUGUCAUUUCGUAUCCCUGGAAGAUUUCACAUUGUUUUAUUUGUCCCCCACAUUUUGGUCCCUCCAUUUUUAGCCUUAAUAUUAGAUUAAUAUAAGUAUGGCGUAAAAUUUGUUUUCUGGAAAAUAUGUUCUACAGAAAAAAACAUGAAAAUUUUACUUAUAAAACUACAGUUUGGUUUGGUUUGGUUUAUAAUUACCCGAUCGUAUGUAAAAGCGCGGAGUGAAUGCACGUUUCGUAGCUUAAAGUGUGCACUAACUAAUGCAACUGUGUAUCUUCUUUAAAGACACUGCUUGUUCGUAAUUAUCAUGCACAAACACCUUUUAAGAAAGAUUUAAAUGCACACUAUACAUUUCAAAUUGAAAGCUAAACGAAUGCACCACAUUUCUUUUGAAAGUUGUAUACGUGUUUAUCAUUCUCGUAUACCAGAGCUCUACCAUGGUUCCCCGAUAGAACUCUUAACGGGUACCAUGUCGACUCAUGGCAUACGGCAUACGGCCUUCGUGAUAUAUUCUUACGCAUAAGAACUCAAACACACGGGUUAUUCUACGAUAAACCACACUUGGGAACUUAUUAUUUCUUAAUUACUCUUUUUUGUAGACAACAUUAUUUAAAGCGUAAUUUUACCGCGUGGCAUUGAUGUUUCUCGCCUUUCUCGGUGACUUUAAUUUGAGUGUACUGACAACACACAAUUUAGCUUUUAAGAUCAAAGUUUUAUAUCUUUCUUGAAAUGAAAUAUCCUUUCGACUGCCGCUAUCAGAUACUGAUGCGCUACAAGAACAGCAUUUUCGCCGUGAUGUUUUGCUGAAAGCCCUCCAGAGACUUUUUUUGCGUACCAGAAAAAUUGGGUUGCCUAUUUCCAUAGUCAAGUAAUGCAGAGUUUUGGUGAAAAUCAGUUUAUCUCGCAGUUGAACAAAAAAGAUGAUCCCUAAAACAUACUAUCAAUAUUAUAAAAAGGUGUUUUAACAAUACUCGAGCGCGAUAAUCUCUCUGUUAACACACGUUCUCUCAAGAACAUCAGUUGAUGCUAGAAUAUACAUUUAGAUGUUUCAUGGACAUAGUCAGUGUUACACCAUAUAUUUUGAUCUUGUAUGAUUUAAUUUUUUCGUUGUGCACUUUUAUUCUUGUUGAAAAUAGUUUUGUUACUUAUUUUGUUCAUUUGUCCAAUUUAUUUAUAUUUCUAUUUUAUUUUUUUAUCUUUUUUAUCUUGUUAACGUAUACUGUUUAUUACACUAUGGUGUGCAAGUAUUUAGUAUCUGAAAGGGCUGUGAAUAAGCAUGUGUAAUCUUAAAGAAUUAAGUAAUGAUAUAAACAAAACACAUAUAUGUUUCAUGCCCGCCUGCUUAGCUCAGUAGGGAGAGCGGAGAUCUACGGAACGCGGGGCUGUGAGUUUCAUACCUAGACGAGACGUAAUUCUGUGAUUUGACUGGUUACAAAACUCUGUCUUAAUUUAUACAUUUUUUUUUUGAUAGUUCAAUCAAUUCGGCUUGCCAGUAAGACAGGUGGAGUCUAGAAGAAAUCUUCAGCCUAAAGACAAGACAAAGUCAAAGCUGUCAUUUCAUAUGAAUACGGGUGCAUUUGUGUAUGUCAAUGUUUUCAAAGGACUUUUCUUACAAUAAAAGAAAAAUAAUAUUGCAAGAUACAAGGAGAUCAUGAAUCUUCCAUGCGGUAUUCCUAAGAACGAUGAAUGACUCAUAUGUACAUAGUUUUAGCUAAAUUAUGAAGGAUAGUUACUUUUAUCUUAUUUUUUUUCUACUUAUUUAUUUAUUUAUUUUUUUUAUUUAUUUAUUUGUUUGUUUUGUUAUUGUUUUCAUGUAUUGAUAUGAUAUGCAUCUAACAGUUACGAUCACUUUUGCUCUAAAUUCCAGUAUUACGAACAAUCCUAAUAGAACGACCAUCCAUUGCAGAAUUUUCACUUUGGUGUCAUAUGGAAAUAAAUUUUCUUUGACAAGCAUAUAAAAAUGAAGUUUUGAAAUUAUUAUUGUUACAUUGAAGUAAUUAGUUUGAAGCUCUUUUAUUGUUAUUUUUAUUAAUGUUUUAUAUGUCUGUUAAUCAUUAUUGUUGUGAGUCGGCCGAGAGUUAUUGUUGUAAUAAUGUAUUUGUUUCUUUGUACCAGGCGACCUACUUUGUCUUAUAUCUUACAUGUUUAAACGAAGGGAGUUUUUUUGUUUGUUUGAUUCUUGUAAUGUAUGCCAAGUGAUAUUUUCAUUGUAUACCAUCACGAGCUAACGACAUCAGUAGCUCAUGCCAUAGAAAUGUUAAAUAGCUUUAACAUAAAGGCCCGGAUCCAGAAAAAAAUGACUGGGUGGGUACCAGUUUAGAAUAGACGUUAACAGCCAGGCGCGAUAGCGGGUAGGACAGAGAUGGGGCUUCUGACCAUGUAAGGGAUUCAGAGGUGUCUCUCCUUGACAUUUUUGAAAUGCAUGUAUGAAAUAGUGGACUUAGGGGCAUUUACUUGGUAUUCCCUUCACUUUGGAGGGGUGAGGGGCUCUCACCAUGGAUACUUUGAAAUACAGGUAUAAAAUUCUGACCUCUGGUGCAUUUAAGAUCUAGAUUUUGAAGCAAGGUUACUCAACUCUUGAUGGAAGGGGAUGUAUGGGCGCUUCCACUGGAAAAUUAUGAAAUAUAGGUAUCAAAUGGUGGCCUCUGGUGCGUUUCUGGAUCUAACUCUUUUCAAAUCAUUAUUACUUUGCCAAAAUAGUUGGGUGCAUAUUUGAUAAGUAAAGGCCACCUUGCAGCCAACUUUGGGGAGAGUGGAG